This is a messenger RNA of Schistosoma curassoni, 2258 nucleotides long. Lineage: Eukaryota; Metazoa; Platyhelminthes; Trematoda; Strigeidida; Schistosomatidae. The record is from the annotation of a GenBank genome assembly.
AACGGAUGAUGAUAAUCACCAUAGAAUUAUUAAUUCGUUCCUAUUUGAAUUAUGAUACAUAGAAAACAAAGAGAACAGAUAGUAUCCUUUUCUUUGAAACAAAAAUUCCCAUAUAUAUAUAUAUGUAUAUGACUACAUGUGUAUACAUACGGCUAAGUUAAAUACACAAUGUUGAAUAUUCACUAUUGAGUUCUAAUUUGGUUUAUAUAAGGAUUGAAUUAUCUUGUAAUCAAUUGUAUAUGUAUUAUUAUUAUUAUUGAGAGUUCUCCAUAAGAAAAACGUUGAUUCAUUUUAAAGGGAACAUUAUUAAAUGAAUUGAUUCUAAUGUCCGGAUUGUAUUAUCGUCCUAGUACAAGUGAACUAAAUUCAGAAGUGAUGAACCAAGAAGGAGAAGAUGAUGAGAGCCCAUUAAACAGUUUACUGAAUGAUGUUCCAAAUUAUAUGCAGCCUGACCCUAUAAAGUCUAAACUUAAUUCAGCUGUGAAAUCAGAUAAAAAGAAUAUCAAAGAUGAUUCUGUAAAUAUUAAAAAAAUUUCUUCUCGUUCUAGUGAUCAACAUCGUUAUCAUCAAAAAAAUAAUCCGAAUAAUGAUGUAAAUCAAUCACAAGAUGAUCAUCAUUUAUCAGAGAAACAAUCAUUAAUUAAUCAAAAUUCUAAAUAUUGGCCACAAUAUCUUAGCUCAGAUUAUUUAGGUCCAAUGGAAAAAAAUUUUGAAUUCAACAAUUGGGAUUGGUUACGAUUAAAUGUACUUGGAUCUGGUUGGGAAGAUCUACUUAGAGAAAUACCAGUCAGUCGUAAAGAAGCAUUAAAUUUACUUGUUAUUAUGAAGAAGAAAUUACUUAGAGCAGCAAGUGAAUUGACAUUUUACAAAGAACGUGUUACUAUAUUACAAGAUCAAUUAAUUCAUCAAAAAAGAAAUGAAGAGAAAUUGAUUCGACUUCAAGCUGAAUUCAAAUCUCAAUCAUUAGAUUUAGAUAAACUUAGUAAACAAGUCUCAAGAGUUCCAUUAUUGGAGAGAACAGUUAAACAACAAGAAGAACUUAUUUGUCGAUUAGAAACACUUCUUGAACGUCAAAGAAAACAAGCAUUAAAUGCAAAUCAUUCCAAUUAUUCAAUGAAUCCAUUAAAUACAUUAGAUAAUGAAUUAUUAGAAUCAUUUAAUGAUAAAUCAAUGACCAAUUAUCCAAAUAUUCAUUCAAAUAAUUCAAUGACAACAAUUGCAUUAAGAAAUUUAUCUAAUGAAAAUGAACAAUUACGUAAUACUAUAACUGAAUUAAAUAGAACUGUAUGUAAUUUAGCUAAACAACAACAAGAUAAUAAUGAAUAUCAUCAAACUAUUGAACAAAAAUAUCAUGAAGAAAUUCAAGCAUUAAAAGAACAACAAAAUCGUUUAGAAGAACAAACAUUAUUGAAAAAUAAAAGACUUGAUCAAAUUGAAAAUGAAAAAUUUCGGACAGUACUUGCAGAUAAUGAACGAUUAGAAUUGUACAAAUUAUUGGAUAAUGCUGAAUUAAGAAUCAAAGCAUUAGAAGAAGAGCUUGAACGUCAAGAUAUUAGAGUACCAAGAAAUUCUAAUGAUAUAGGAGCUUCACGUAAAUCUAAUUUAUCAAAAGAAAAUGCUUGGAAAUACUCUGGUCCAUCCAAAGUACCACUUGGAACAAGUGAUAUAUAUGCACGAAAAUCCCUAGAGAAGCCUAUUCCAGAGUAUGAUUCGUACUAGGGGCAAUACUAACAAAUCAUUUUAGUUUUUCGGGUUCAGUUUUCGAAUUGACUAAAACUAGACAAUCUUUCCCAUUGUUAAAUAGAGAAAAAGAAAAAUGUCAUCUUCUUUAUUAUCAACAUAAACAUGUCGCCAAUGUAUAUGCAAAAGAACCAUUUGAAUCCUAUGAAUCAAUUACAUGUUUACCUAAUCAAUAUAUACCUUCAUAUCAUAUACAUGAUAAUAAUAAUAGUAGUAAUAAUAAUAAUAAUAAAGAUAAGUAUAACUAUGAUUUAAACAAAGAUGAUAACAACUUUUAACCUUUUGUCAUUAUUACUUUCCUCUUUCAUGUGCUUUAUUCAUGUUCUAUUUGGGGUUUGAUUAAAACUUAUUUUAUUCAUAAACUUGAAUAAACUAACUACCUCAAUGAUGAUGUAUACGUGAGUCUUUUUCCAUUCAUUUUCAUUUUCACAUAGUAACCAUUUGUUUUAACGACUUAUUUUGUUUAAUUUAAAAGAAUAAAAUAAACAAUCAACUAUGACUUUAUUUGACUGAAUUCA